AGCUUCUUUGAUCGCAGUUUCGACCGGCUUCAAAUUUCUCAAAUUUUAGAUGUGUAAUUCUAUGUGUUAUCGUGCCUUACUUGAAGGAGAUAUCGCUGAGAAUGUUCCCACUUAUCGAUCGACCUCUUCGAUUAAGGAGCUACAGCCAGCUUACAUCGGCUAAGAAUUAUUUCAGCUUUCGCGAUCAACACGUUUCUGUGUUUUGAUGAAACAAGAUAUCUCUGAGAUAAUCGAACUGUCAGAGACGACCGACACAGAACGAAGGCCGCUGCUGAAUUUUUAUUUUUCCUCAACGCGGUUGGUCAUCCCGAGGACUCCUGGUCGUCCUUACUGCCCCUCAAGACAUACUCAAGCAUGGUCAACAAAAUUGGUUCCAUCUCAUUGAACAUCGAGAAUACUUUUCAAUCUAAGGAAGAGAGUGCCGACUAUGAAAAAGCUCUCAAACUUUGUGGCUAUGGAAAAUUUCACUAUGGAUUUGUAUUGGUUUGUGGAGUUAUGUUUCUCUGUGCUGGUUUGCAAAAUGGAGUUAAUGCCUAUAUUUUACCAGCAGCGGGAUGCGAUUUACAAUUGUCGUCUGAAGAAAAGGGAUUUUUAAAUGUGGCCUUCUUAGUAGGUGGUGUGAUUAGCUCGUUGGUUUGGGGAAUAGCUUCAGAUGCAUACGGUCGAAAAAAUAUACUUUUGGGUACCUUGAUUUCUGAUAGCUUUGUUUGCGUGUUGGCAAGCUUGUCGCAGAGUUUCACUAUGCUUCUUAUUUUCAGAACUGUCGGUGGAUUCACAAUUGGUGCACCAGGUGCUUUAGUUUUUACAUACCUAGGAGAAUUUCAUUCAGAAAAGCAACGUUCAAAGAGCAUUUGCUACGUUGGAUUUUUCUGGACCAUUUCCUGGUUAAUCUUGCCUGGUUUGGCAUGGACAAUUAUUCCAUUAUCGUUUUCAUUGAGGAUUCACGGAUUUGUUUUUAAUUCAUGGCGACUCUAUCUUCUAUUGACUGGUCUCCCUGCUUUAUUAAUUUCGCUAAUAGGCAUCAACUAUCCUGAAAGUCCGAAAUUUUUGGUGGCCAAGGGCAGAACUGAGGAGGCACUUCAGGUUCUUAGGAAAAUGUAUGCCAUAAAUACUGGCCGCGAUGAAAGUGAAUAUCCGGUGAAAUAUCUUAUAAGUGAAUAUGGUAUGAGUGCAAAGGAACUAGAAGCGUGUGACGCUGAUUCUAAUUUAACAGAAUUAUUGAGAAACAUCUGGAAUCAAAUUAGAGCGUUGACAGCCCCUCCGUUCUUGAAAUAUAUUGUUCUCAGCUCCUCAAUAUUUUUCUUGAAUAUGUUCGGCUACUACGGGUUGGGACUCUGGUUACCAGAAUUGUUUAACCGGUUCGAAUCGCAUUACAAACUUCAACCAAAUGUUUCGGUGUCUGUUUGCGAGUUGAUAAACAACGCAAAUAAAACUGAAGUGUUCAGAUUGAGUAAAAGGGAUAUUUUUGUUCCUGCAUGUACUGGUAUGAAUGAACAAGUGUUUAUAAACACUUUGACCAUUAACGCAAUUUGUCUAUUGGGAAAUGUCGCUUCCGGUUAUCUCGCAGAUCGAGUGGGAAGACGAACCAUACCCGUGACAACUAUGCUCGUGGCUGGCAUUUCAAGUGUGGCGAUUUAUUUUGUAAGAUCAUCCUCUCAAAAUCUGAUAGUCUCCUGUAUUUUUUCGCUGGCAAUUGCUACUGCAAAUUUCGCACUCAGCGGAGUUGUCGUUGAGAUUUUUCCAACGCACGUUGGAGCUAUUGCUAUUUGUUUAUCGGUCUGCUUCGGAAGAAUAGGAGCGAUAGCUAGCAACCUAAUUUUUGGAAUGCUUCUAGACAUCAGUUGUGAGGUGCCCAUUUUUUUGGUCGGAUCUAUGGUCCUCCUUGGCGGUUUCCUGGGCUUCUUGAUUCCUCGUUCGAAAAGUUUAAGCUAGUCAUUUUCAUCGUAUUCAUCCCCAAAUCAAAUAGAACUUGUCAGCUGGAAGAACGUGACUUUCGGCAAACUUUUUACUCAUAAUCACUCCAUAUAGUCGUCAAUUCAAAUUUUAGUGCCUUGAAUAUUUGUACGAUGUCCGUGUAUACUGUUUGUUGUGUGUUACGUGUAAGUUCAAUAUCAUAAGGACACAAUGUUAUUUAGAAAAAUUUAAUUUAUCUUCGUUAAUAAUUUAUUUAGCCUAAAAUAUUUUAUUUAGUAGCAUAUGUUAUAAUCGAAUAUUAAUUUAUUGAAACGUGGAGCAACUGAUCUCCCGCGUUAUAGAUUUCUUUCAGCUAUGUGCAGUGUAUUAUAAUAGGUAAUUGUUUUAUUUAAUUUAGACGACAAUCUUUUAAAUCAUUGAUCCACGAAAAUGUCUCAGGGAUUGGCAAUUUCGUUUACUUUCUUUAUCGCUUCUUGAAUUUCUCUAUUGCCCUGGUAGAAAUGUAUUUUCAAUAGAUUAAAUUAGAAUAAAUUACAACAAUGUGAAAGUUGUAUCUUUGUUUUUGUAAAAAAUCGUAAUUACAUAGAAAAUUUUGUAAAAGUGUACUAUUUUUUUACUAGAAUACAGAUACUUACAAAUGUUAGAAUAAUUAUGAAUUUUUAAAAACAAUUCUCAAAUUGUUGUAAUUUAUAUUGUAAUUUAUUCUGUUUUACUGUGAACGUGAAUUUUUAUCAGGGUUUGGAUUUGGUCAAAAAAUAUUGUGUAGUUUAAUGUACGAUAUCCAUUCCUAGAGUGUAAAAAUCAAAUAUUUGAAGUAAAGUGCAUUUGACAUGAAUCACAUGUCAUCAGUGACAUAAAAAAGGAAUCGAGUUUACAAGAUAAUACAAUGCACAAUAGGUUGGAUUAAGUAUCGUUGCCUGAUUUUGUAAAUAAGAGCGAAUUCGAGAUACUUUCUACGCAUUGCUUGUUAAUUCUGCCAUGAUUUGGAAGAACACCGUUAACUGCAAAUCGGAUAAGUCACCUCAAUGUAGUGGACGGUAGGCGGCUCAAGGGACUUAUCCUAAAUGCAGUUAACGGUGUUCUUCCAAAUCACGGCAGACUUGAUAUGUGCCCCAAUGUCAAUUAUUAUCUAAUUAUAGUAUUUGUAAUUAAUUUCCCUUGUAACAAAAUUAAACCAAAAUAUAAAUAUUAAAUAAGGGGUCAUUGUUGACUUAGAAUGCAACUAUCGUGAACGAGUUUAGCUUUUUGAAUAAAAAUUCUAGAAUG
Belonocnema kinseyi is the source of this 3180-nucleotide messenger RNA. RefSeq names its product synaptic vesicle glycoprotein 2C-like. Gene Ontology annotation, cellular component: membrane. The record is from RefSeq and is a predicted model, not a curated record. The coding region runs from base 355 to 1932 and encodes 525 amino acids. Gene Ontology annotation, biological process: transmembrane transport. NCBI's taxonomy places the organism in Eukaryota, Metazoa, Arthropoda, Insecta, Hymenoptera, Cynipidae. The transcript has 12 exons. Gene Ontology annotation, molecular function: transmembrane transporter activity.